UCCCUUCAGUAAUAUCACAGUCACUUCCUUCACCCGUCAGACUGCACAGCUCCAUUCGUGUCGACUGCCCAGAGUCCGCGAAUAGAAGCCUGCACCUCUAACCCCCACCACACAUCAGCCUAACUACAUACACACAGCAAAGCAACACAUCUGCACACCCGGCGUGACAGCAUCUACAUUCCAGCAGCCUCCCCUGCCUCUGCUCAGACAUGUCCCUCUACAGUUUCGGCCUGGAGCCGCUCUCCUGCCACACCUGGAACAAAGACCGAAGCCAGAUUGCAGUGAGUCCCAACAACAAUGAGGUGAACAUCUAUGAGAAGAAAGGCAAAGAGUGGGUCAAGAUCCAUGAGCUGCGUGAGCACACGGGACGCAUUACAGGCAUUGACUGGGCCCCAGAGUCCAACCGCAUUGUGACUUGUGCCGCUGACCGUAACGCCUACGUGUGGACUCUGAAGGAUGGCGCGUGGAAGCCCACCCUGGUCCUAGUGCGCAUUAAUCGCGCAGCCACCUGUGUGAAGUGGUCACCACUGGAGAACAAGUUUGCCCUGGGCAGUGGAGCUCGCAUCAUCUCUGUCUGCUAUUUUGAGAAGGAGAAUGACUGGUGGCUGAGUAAGCAUAUCAAGAAGUCCAUUCGCUCAACUGUCCUGAGUCUCGACUGGCAUCCCAACAACAUCCUGCUGGCAGCUGGGUCCGCAGACCUCCACUGCAGGGUUUUUUCAGCUUACAUCAAGGACAUCGAGGACAAGCCCGGACCCACUGCCUGGGGGGCCAAAAUGCCUUUUGGUGAGGUGCUGCUGGAGCAUAAAGACUGUGGAGGCUGGGUGCACAGCGUCUCCUUCUCUCCCAGUGGAGAUCAGCUGGCCUGGGUGGCCCACAACAGCAGCAUCACUGUGGUGGACGCUGCUCAGGGGAAGGAGGUAACCCAGCUGACCAGUGACCGUCUGCCUCUACUGAGUGUGCUUUACGUCAGCCCCACUGAGAUUGUUGCCGCGGGUCAUGACUGUUGCCCCUACCAGUUCACCUAUAAGGGUCCAGGUGCUCUGGAGUUUGUGAAGAAGCUGGACGUCCCAAAACAGACCACCAAGAGCAGCAUGUCAGCCAUGCAACACUUCCAAAACCUGGACAAGAAGGCCACUGAGGAAGAGAACAACGAGAUGGACACCCUCCACCAGAACAGCAUCACACAACUGUGUAUUGUUUCUGGAGAGAAAGCCAAAGUGGAGAAGUACAGCAGUGUGGGUCUGGAUGGAGCCAUGGUGAUCUGGGAAUUUAAGCAUUGACACACCACAGUCUGUCAGUCCUUGAGGUGUCAGAAGCUGGACCGACCCCUAAACCCCUCUAUCAAAUACUCUUCUGUGGAAUAUAACUGCUACCACUUGAACCCACACAACUACUGAUCAGCUUUUGUACAACAAUGUGAGCACACUGUGAUGUCUUUUGGACAAAUAAAGAUGAUAUUUACAGGCCAGACAA
Plectropomus leopardus (leopard coralgrouper) is the source of this 1473-nucleotide messenger RNA. RefSeq names its product actin-related protein 2/3 complex subunit 1A-A. Gene Ontology annotation, cellular component: actin cytoskeleton; Arp2/3 protein complex. Lineage: Eukaryota; Metazoa; Chordata; Actinopteri; Perciformes; Serranidae. Gene Ontology annotation, molecular function: actin filament binding. The record is from RefSeq and is a predicted model, not a curated record. Gene Ontology annotation, biological process: Arp2/3 complex-mediated actin nucleation.